GUUUCCCCCGCGGAGGCUGCCGCGCGCGGAAGCGGCGGUUUGCAGAGAGGUGCAUGGCGCUGAGCGGAGAUGGCGCGGCUCCGGCUGUAUCCCGGGAGCUGCUUUCCGCGGGGAGCGGAGGAGGUAAUUGGCAAGGAGUUGCCGGAGCAGGCGCUGCCGAGACAGGGGGACAACUUUCUGCGCUGCAGGAACGGGGGGAAGCGGGAAUACCCGACCCUUUCCCGCUUCCCUGCAGCGGUUAGGUGUUCUUUCCUUGGACCCAUGUUUUGCAAGUCUGCGGCCUGAACGCAUUUUAGGGAUAAGGUGAGGUGUCGUUGCAAACAAAGCGACCCACAAAAAUAACCGUAGUAUAUAAUACCUUUAGUAGGGGCGACUAAAAGAAGUGAGCAAGCUUUCAGGCUCAGCACAUGUAAUAGCAUAUUGCUGAGACCCAAAAUCUGUAUUUUGUAAUAGUAGAAUUGGGGCCUUUCCCUUCCCUUUUGCUUUUUGUUGUUGUUUGGUUUUACAUCUAGUUUGACUGAGAAUUUGCUCACUUUUCGUUGUAUUGGUCCCCAAAUGCUAGUCGUUUUGAGGAGGCUUUCUUCCAUUCCUGCUGCUACGGAUCAACAGUAUAUUGUUAAGCUAGUUGUUUGGGGAGUUGCCUCCCCCUCUCCAUUCUUCCGGAUCAACAAAGAUAACUAUCAGUGCUUGUAGCCUGUACAGAUCUAUACAGGAAGCUGUGGUCUCUCUCUCUCAUACACAAAUACACUGCACAAGCACUGCCCUUCAUGCACAUCAUGAAUUACAAGCUUGCAUUUUAUAUAUAUAUAUAUAUAUAUAUAUAUAUAUAUAUAUAUAUGUAUGUAUAUAUAUAUAUAUGUAUAUGUAUGUGUAUAUAUAUAUAUAUAUAUAUAUAUAUAUAUAUAUAUAUAUAUAUAUAUAUAUUUGUUGCUUUUCACAUUGCAGCUUCCUGUCAUGUGUAUCAUCAUGAGUAGAGUGUAUUGUAUUGGCUAAUCUGUAAUGAGUGAAAUAGAAAAGGGUGUAUUAAAAUCAAAAUUCUAGCAAUGCAUUUCUUGAUUUAGUUUAAAUGGGGCUUGAUUCGGAUAACCUGAGAUUGGGGUUCUGGGAGAGUGGAAAGGCAUAUGAAGAGGGCUUGCAUAUUUUAAAAAAUGAGAUAAGAUUGGAUAGGGUAGGUGAAUGGAAAAAUCACAUUUGUUAUGGACCAAUUGUUUUGGAAUGCCGUUUCCUCUACUGUACUGUUAUAUUUGAAUAGUGUGAAUAUUCUAUGUGAAUAGAAAAGGUUGGUGUGUGACUGCUGAACUGAUGUUGGAAUUCUGGCUUGUAGGUAUUCAUGAGACACUAUUGCUAAAUUCAAAGCAUGCUAAGAAGAAAGCCAUGAGCUUACAGACAGUCAGGCUUCCAAGGAGCAACCGUAAGUGCUCAUCAUCUUUAAAUAUAUUGUGUGAACUUCAGUAAGAUACAAACUUAAAGAAUUGUGUAGAAACAUUCCUGACCUAGAAUUAGCGUUCAAGCAUAAACAGCUUGAGAAUUUUCUGUUCCUCCCCUUAGACCUGAAAGUCCAUGCAGUGCAAUAUGACAGAAGGAGAAGAGGGAGGCAUUGAAAAGGUGUAGUGAGGGAAUACUGUAACAUUCCAAAAUACAGUGUGUCUGUUGUGUUCAUGGAUUCUGUAAAGCAUUUUUGUGUGGCCUGUAGCAUCUAGUUAUAAAUUCAAGUACUAAACUGAUACUACAGUGGUACCUCGGGAUACCUAUGCUUCAGGUUACAUACGCUUCAGGUUACAGACUCCGCUAACCCAUAAAUAGUACCUCGGGUUAAGAACUUUGCUUCAGGAUAAGAACAGAAAUCGCGUGGCGGCAGCGGUAGGCCCCAUUAGCUAAAGUGGUGCUCUGCCAUACAAAGGGUUAGUGCUUUUUUCUGGGGGGACGCAGGGGUACUCUUAAACAUUUUGUGAAUCUAAGUUUGGCCUUAUUGAGAGGCAGUAUAAUAUGAGUAGGAAAAUGAGAAUACCCCUAAACAUUUUUUAAGAAAAAAAGCACUGCAUAGGGUGCUGUUCUUACGCUGUAUUAUUUCUGUGGCAGAUGGGAAAGUGCAAUACUGUUAGUGACAGUGGAGUAGCAGCGCCCAAUACAUGCCUUAUUGCCUCUCUAGUGUUGUGCAACUUAUAAAGCGUUGUCUGUGACAAGCCUAACAGUUUUAAGACUAUUUGCAGACAGGAGGGUUGCAGUAUGCAGUAAGGGUUAAGAUACUGGACAUUACUAGGAGUAAAGCCAUCCAAUGUAUUUUAUCAAAGUCUUUCGUAGAAGUGCAUUAACAUCUUGCCUGUUUUCAUGUACUAGUUUUGGACAGGGUGCAGAACUUUCUACCACAGAUGGCCAACGCAAAUGACGAGCUAAGAAGAGAAAUGGAAAACACCCCUGUUCAAGAGUUUGAUAUUGAACAUGUGGAUGCUUCAGUUGAAAAUGUCAUUGAAAUGGUGAAUAAUUUCUCUCUCUAAAAUUAAUGCCUUGGUUUCUAGCAUCUUACUCAUAUUUACAGUGUGCAAAAAGGAUGAAUUUUCUCCUGGCUCUAUUAUUAUAUGGUUAAGGCCUGAUAAUUUGUGGUCUAAACCAAGCAUAGGCAACCUCAGCCCUCCAGAUUUUUUUGACUACAACUCCCAUCAUCCCUAGCUAACAGGACCAGUGGUGAGGGGUGAUGGGAGUUGUAGUCUCAAAACAUCUGGAGAGCCGAGGUUGCCUAUGCCUGGUCUAAACAGUGUCUCAUGCCUUUAGCUUUCUGGUUUAUAGCUGAAACAGAUUCCUAGGGUGUGGUUUAAAAAAUCAUAGGAAAUUAAGAAUAUUCUGGAGAACACCACACCAAAGUGGUCAUCCAAAUUAUCACCAUCAGUUUAUUUGUAUGAUUUGUAUAAAUCAUCAGAUUAUUUGUUAUUUCCUGCCAAGAUUGUACCCUAAAUUACCUGCAGCAUAUCAGAUGAACAGCAAUAAAUAUAACCAUUCAAAAAAGAAAAAACGCUAAUAGGAACAAUGACAAUAGCCAUAGUACAGCCUAAUGUAUUACUUAUUUAUUAUUACAUUUCUAACCCACCUUUCCUCAAUGAAGAUCAAGACAUGCUGCUCUUUAUCUUCACAUCACUCCUGUAAUGUAGGUUAGGCUGAGAGACGGUGGCUGGCCCAAGCUGACCCACUGAGCUACAUGACUGAGUGGGGAUUUGAGCCCUGGUCUCCCAGAUCCUAUUCCAAGUUUCUAACCACUGCAUCACACUGGUUCUUGUGCAUAACUGGUUCUUGUGCACCACAAAUAACAAUGAACUGGUAUUCAGAAACAGAACCUAGUUUUCUGCAUUUCUAUCCUGGCUGCUGAGGAAGUGGGUGGGUGGGGUUUUUUCCUUUUCUCUGCAGACAGUAUGGAAACAAAGGCUACUGGCCUCUUAGCAGGGUGGUAUUUUUUUCAGCCUGUUGGCUUUUGUGUGCUUAUUUACAAGGUGGAAAUUAUUGCUAGUGUCAAUAUGGAAACACAUCAUUUAAAAAAUCAGUCCAUAAACUUCAAAUUAAGCAGUAUAAAUGACUUCAAUGGCUUAAAACUAAUCAGCAGAAUGAAUAAAGCAUAACACAGAAAUUAAAAAAGCAGUGUACAAGCCUGUUCCACAAAGGCAGUAUGAUGUUCUCCCCAAUUAACCUACACACUGAUAGACCCAUUCUCAAUUUAAUUUGUCCAGUCUUUUUUUAAAAGCCAUUCGGCCGGUCAUCCCCUACAUAUUAUGACAGUGAAUUUUAUAAAAAUCAUUUUAUCGACAUGGCUAUUGAGAUGUUUGUUCUAAGGCUGUGGUGUUGGCUGUUGAAGCCAUGAUUUGCCCAGUUCUGUACGUCUUCAUUUAGAGUUUGAAUUGGCCUUCCUUUACAGCUUCAGCAGUGAUUUUUUAAAAAUAAUAUGUAUUUCUUUUUAUUGCAGAAUGUGGCUUUGGUUGAACUGAACAGCUCUGAUACAGAGGAAGAAGAUUCAGGCUCAGAAGAUGACUCCGAAAGCGAGGACAGUUCUGUUUGUGAAGAAGUGACCGUCGACAACAUUAAGUUUCCUAAACCGAAAGGAGAAGGCAGAAUAGAAAUUUUGGACCCUAGAAGUACUGAGUAGAUGUUUGCCGUCUCAGAUUUCAAUUCAUGUUACAAGCCAUGUAUCAUAACUUGAAAAAAAUUCUCUUGAAAAGCUAGUUUGCUUCCAGGUGUGCUACCUGCAGACUGCAUCUCUCAUUCCUAAGAGGCAUGGAAGAUCACUUCAGUCCAAGCCCCAAGAUGAAAAAGAUUAAUAAGGAUCGUCAGGAGCUUAAUAUGGGGGCGGGCAGGGUGGGGGGAGGAAGCACUGAAUCAGGCAGACAGAAAAUACCCGUCAGGCCAAUUGGUGCUUAAAUUGUAUUCCUAUUUAUUGAUGGAAGCAAUUAUUAGGUUAUGGUGGCUACAUGGAAACUGGCAAUGCUUCUGUCAUGUGCUGGAAGCAUGUAGAUUCUUCUAGUUAUUGGAGAGAAUUGUUUAGCUGCUACCCUGAAUACCUUUCAGAUUGGGGUGACCUGUGGUGAGUGACCCUUGCAUGUUACUUUGCAACAGCUUCAGCCUAGCAGCUGUAACCUAAGAGUUGAUCUUAGGUCUGCUAUAAGGGGGAGAGAGAAUUGCAUUGGCCUCUUAAGGGGAGGUUCCAGCUGUGGAUAGGUAGCAGCAGCAGGGCCGGUCAAAACAUUUCUUGUACAUAGAGGGGAUCAUGAGGGAAGCUGCUGAAAGUCCUGUAGCCUGUUUUUCUGAUCCCAAACAUAUAUGUGUAAAUGCUCAGAUUAAGUACAAACUAUCUGGCCUUAUACCGGAAGUUGUUUCCUCAAAAUUCUGCAGGAUGGUUGAGUGUUUGGGCAGCAGUCCUGUUACACAUUUGAAAUUGGGAUAUUUCCCAUGUUUUCAUAAAGGAGAUGUGGGUUUGUUAAAUAAAUAACUACUAUUUUCAAGGUAUUCUGUAUUUGUUUAGUUAUCAAUACACCAGCUCACAAGUUUGUACUGUUUUGAUCUUGAAAAUCAGACAUUACAUUACAAUUUUAAUGGAAGAACAGCUGUGCAACCCUGUUAGCUGAUGGCUUCCUGGACACAGAUCUUUCUCCUAGGAUGCAGUCCUUUGCACUUAUUUGAGAGUGACCUUGGAAUGAUUUGCUUUUGAAUAUUCAUGCAUAGUAUUUGAGCUGCCACUUCUUUGGCAGCAGAUAUGGAUACAAAUUAUGUAUAUCUUGCAAGUGAAGUCAUUUAGGCUGAAUAUUCUGCAGACAGUAAAUGUUCACCAAAAUAAAACUCAACUGUGCAGCUGGAAGAUCAUGUUCCAAACCCCUGCUCUAAAAGGCUUCAGGGUGCAACCAUUACACCCUGCUCCUUUGGAUAUGAAAAGUGGUAGCCAAAGAUAAGUGUUUGUUUAUAUGCUUUUACAGAUGUAUUUCAGGAUUGUAACACUCUGUAUAACACAUUCAGCACAAAUAUGAUUUAAUAGCAUAAUUGGAAUUCACAACUAUGUAGAUUUCUCGUUGGAGGAAAUGUAAACACAUUAUAAAAUAGUUGCUAUAGCUUUCAUAUGCAUAGUAGAACACAGACGUUAAGUUCUG
Molecule: messenger RNA, 5618 nt
Organism: Podarcis lilfordi (Lilford's wall lizard)
Lineage: Eukaryota; Metazoa; Chordata; Lepidosauria; Squamata; Lacertidae
Source: the annotation of a GenBank genome assembly